UUCAUCUUCAUGAACCCAUCCAUCACUGAUCUGACAAGAAAUACACCUAUUAGUAAAUGUAAGCUGGCUACCUAACAAAAAAUUCUCUUGUUUAUUAUUUUGGCCUUGGCCCACCCUGAAGGUAUGUCGGGUGUUUGGUUCUUUGUAUAGUUGUAUGUAUAUAUCCAUCCAUCCAUCCAUCCAUCUUAUACCGCUUGUUCCUUCUUCAGGGUCGCGGGGAACCUGGAGCCUAUCCCAGGGAGCAUCAGGCACAAGGCGGGGUACACCCUGGACAGGGUGCCAGUCCAUCGCAGGGCACAAUGGUAUGAAUGGGUGUAUGUAUAUAAUUGUUACAAUAUACCAGAACUUUUUAACACAAACCUGGUUGUGUUAUUAAAUUCAAAUUCUAUUGAAUCCUGAGCUGUUUAUUCUGUGCGGCCUAACCUAGACUGGGCCAUAACAGAUUAAUUAGAAUGGUGCCAGACGGAUCAAAUUCGGUGUUCGAUGGAGUAAGACGCGAAGUUGGAGGCUCCUGCUGAUUUCGAUUAAAAUUGUAAUUAAUUAGCGCUUUUUAGUCAUGUAAUAUAUUUUGACUUAUUCUACUUCUUUCCUUCUUUGCACUUUGAACUUUGUGGCACGUUAAGAUGUCUGGAAAGAACACGAAAACCCGUGGUAGCAUUCAGACACGACUGAGACCUAGUGUGCACGCCGUGAGCGAGUCCCCUUCCCCCCCUGAAUCCGCGUCCCCGAGCGGUGACCCUCACUUCGCCGCUUUCAAGCUUGAGUUGUUGGCUUCACUGAGGAAGGACAUUGCCGAUGUUUUUAAAAAGGAGUUUCAGGCGAUGUUCAGGGAUGCGCUGUCUACUAUCCAGCUUGACCUGCAGUCCGUGAAAACACAGCAGGCUGGUGAUAAAGUCGCUACCGAGGCUACAAUAUCAACACUGAAAGGUACUGUUGGGGAAAUAGGGCACGCUCUCUUCACUUGCACCGAUGACAUAGUUUACAUGAAGACUACUAUCGAGUCUCUCACUGCGACCGUGACUCAAUUAGAGAAUAAAUGUGAAGAUUUGGAGUCGAGGUCACGGCGCAAUAACGUUAGGAUAGUCGGAGUUCCAGAGGGCGCUGACACCUGUACAACCGCUGCUGUAGCGGCCUUGUUAAAGGAGGCGUUUGGUCUGGAGAAGGAGCCGGUUCUGGACCGGUCCCACUGGACCCUUCAGCCGAAGCCCAAGCCUGGUGAACGACCACGAGCUAUUGUGUGCAGAUUCCACUAUCACAGUGACUGUGUUGAUAUUUUACGCCGUGCAAGAGAGAUAUCAGGGUGAACUGCAUCACCUAUAUUUUUUCACUUUUCUUUUAUUAUUUUCUUGCACUCGGCCUUCCAGCUCUACAGAAUUCGGAUUCUUAUUGAAGAUAUUGUCGGUGCAUUACUUCGUCUAGAUUUUGUGGACUCGCUCCUCUUAAAUUUACUUCUGUAUUGAUGUGCUUCUCUGUUUUUAUGCUCUGACUGGGUUAGAGUUUAUUUCAUUUUAUUAGUGUUGUUUCCUCAUCUUUACAUGCUUCACUGGGUUAUAUUAUUAGUUACAAGUCUUUAAAAGGUAAGGACAUUAUAUUUGUUGAAGUGCGCAGACUAUUUAUCAGAUUUGAAGUCAGUAGGGGACUUUUCUCUUACUGGAAUUUUUUUGUUUAAGUAAUUUAGUUGGUUUUCACAUUGUGGACAACUCUUGGUGGGAAAUACUGCUGUCUCCCUUUGUUUUAUGGAGACUUUGGGUGUGUUGGGGGAGGGGGGGUCCCACUCCGGCUGGGACAGGCACGCCUUUAAGAUUUAUUUGUUGGAACGUCAGAGGUAAUCCUGUCAAGAGAUCUAAGGUUUUUACAUAUUUGAAAUGUCUUCCACUUGAACUUUAAUUUGAAAGUAGGAGGGGUCACUAUUUUAAUUGACAAAAGGUUACAGUUUUCGUCCACUAAUGUUAUCGCUGAUGCGAUAUCUAUCACUGAUGAGAGAUAUAUUAUAGUUGCUGGUACUCUAAUGCAAAGACAGGUAUUGUAAAU
Messenger RNA from Ictalurus punctatus (channel catfish), 2031 nucleotides. RefSeq lists its product as uncharacterized. The coding region runs from base 624 to 1304 and encodes 226 amino acids. Gene Ontology annotation, biological process: retrotransposition. Gene Ontology annotation, molecular function: single-stranded RNA binding. The transcript has 2 exons. NCBI's taxonomy places the organism in Eukaryota, Metazoa, Chordata, Actinopteri, Siluriformes, Ictaluridae. Gene Ontology annotation, cellular component: ribonucleoprotein complex. The record is from RefSeq and is a predicted model, not a curated record.